Molecule: messenger RNA, 1689 nt
Organism: Amborella trichopoda
Lineage: Eukaryota; Viridiplantae; Streptophyta; Magnoliopsida; Amborellales; Amborellaceae
Product: protein trichome birefringence-like 19
Cellular component (GO): Golgi apparatus
Molecular function (GO): O-acetyltransferase activity
Source: RefSeq, a predicted model, not a curated record
UCAAGCUUCAAUAGCCAUGAAGCUCCACUUCUUAGAAACCCUAAUUGGGAAAUAUUUCUCAAAGGCCCCAAAAAGAGCUGCACUCUUGGUAUCAGCAACCCUUCUUCUCUUUACUAUUAUUCCUCUCGCCUUCCCUAUCAAAAUUCAUUCUUUCUUUUUGAUAAAUUCUUCUCUUUGGGGCAACAACAUAACAGAUUCUACUGCUAAUGAUCUUGGGGUCUUUAAAGAAGCCAUUAGAAGUUGUGAUAUAUUUAGAGGAGAGUGGGUUCCUGACCCAAGGGCCCCUUAUUACACCAACACCACAUGUUCGGCCAUUCACGAACAUCAAAAUUGCAUGAAAUAUGGAAGGCCAGACACUGGGUUCAUGAAAUGGAAGUGGAAACCAGAUGAGUGCGAGUUGACGGAGUUCAAUCCAUCGGAGUUUUUCGAGACUGUGAGAGGGAAGUCCAUAGCUUUCGUGGGCGACUCGGUCGCGAGGAACCAUAUGCAGUCCUUGAUUUGCCUGUUGUCCAGGGUGGAGUACCCUGUGGACGCCUCCAUUGAAAGUGAUGACAGGUUCAAGCGUUGGUUCUACACGACCUUUAAUUUCACCAUUGCUGCCUUUUGGUCCCCUUUCCUUGUAAAAUCUAUGGAAGCUGUCCCUUUGGCCGCCCCAAUGACAAGGCUAUUUAACCUCCAUCUUGAUACCUUUGAUGACAAUUGGAUAGCCCAGAUCGAAGGAUUUGACUAUGUCAUCAUAUCUGCCGGCCACUGGUUCUUUCGACAUAUCAUCUUCUAUGAGAAAGGCAAAGUUGUUGGGUGCUCCAAUUGCCAACACAAGAAUAUCACAGACUUGGGCAUGUACUAUGGCUAUAGACGAGCCUUCAGAACAGCAUUCAAAGCCAUUAAUGCGCUACAAAAUUUCAAGGGUACAACUUUCUUGAGGACCUUUUCCCCCGCACACUUUGAGGGUGGUCUUUGGAACCAAGGUGCGAACUGUAUUAGGACCAAACCUCUCAAGAGCACUGAGACAAAGUUAGAGGGGACUAACAUGGAGUUGUACAUGACCCAAAUUGAGGAGCUUGGAGAUGCAGAAAGAGUGGGUCGAGAGAGAGGACACAAAUUUAGAGUUAUCGACACUUCCCAUGCUAUGUUAAUGAGGCCUGAUGGCCACCCCGGAAGGUUAGGGCACUGGGGUGAAGAGAAUGUGACAUUGUACACUGAUUGUGUGCACUGGUGCCUUCCUGGCCCAAUAGAUAGCUGGAACUCUUUUCUACUUGAAAUGUUGAAGGAGGAAGUUGGGAGGUCAGUCUUACGAUGACAGCAGCAGCACUUGGGGAGAGAGGUUUCAACUAACAAACACCAAAUUGGACUUGGAAGACAGAGAGGUUCGGAAUGGAUUUGAAAAUGAGAGAGAUAAAAAAUACCAGAACGAUUUCGGAAGGGAGAGUUCAAAGACACGAAAUUGGAUUUGUAUUUUAUGAUAUAUUAUGCAGGGAAAGAUUGCAGGAAUUAAUUUAGUGUUGUAUGUUUGGUACAAGAUAUCUGUCCAAGUAGUCAUAAAUGUAAAGGGUGAUUAAUUUGUAACAUCGCCCUCAUCUGUCUUAUUAUAUCAUAGUUACUCUUAAAUGUAAAGUACGUGGUUGGAAGUAGUCUGAAAGAUAUGGAGACUUAUGACCUCAUUGAGGAUAUAGCCUUCAAUAGAGCAGA